Molecule: messenger RNA, 1170 nt
Organism: Lepisosteus oculatus (spotted gar)
Lineage: Eukaryota; Metazoa; Chordata; Actinopteri; Semionotiformes; Lepisosteidae
Gene: apoc2
Product: apolipoprotein C-II
Biological process (GO): lipid transport; lipid metabolic process
Cellular component (GO): chylomicron
Molecular function (GO): enzyme activator activity
Source: RefSeq, a predicted model, not a curated record
AUAGGAGAGAGAGUCUGCUCCGCGCCAGCACACACAGGUAUAUAUAGGAGAGAGGGUCUGCUCUGCACCAGCACACACAGGUAUAUAUAGGAGAGAGAGUCUGCUCCGCGCCAGCACACACAGAUUCCGACCGACACCAUGAACAGGCUUCUCGCCCUGGCGGUCCUCCUGGUCCUCUGCUGCUGUGGCGCCGACAGUCUCCCCACAGAAGCCCCCCAGGAGGCCACGGACCCCCUGAAGACGGUCAGCGACACCCUGUGGUCUUACUAUGACCACACCAUGAAGACGGCCUCGGGCUGGGUGGACCAGGCCAAGAGCUGGAAACUGGACGACAAGGCCAGGAAUGCUUAUGAGGAGACUUCAAAGGCUGUGACCACGUACGCUGGAAUCCUGAAGGACCAAGUUUACCACAUCUUAUUCACCCAGUAACCCCCUCCAGAACCCCCCCUGCCCCCUGCCCCCUGACCCCUGACCCCCGAGAAAGACUCUCAGCACGGGGCGCCAGCCCUGCCCCUGACACCCCUGAGGCAGCCGGGCAGCAGCCUGGACUUCUGGGAAGAGCUUUGGAGUGCCAGCUGGAGGGUCACGGGUUCACAUCCGAGGUGGGGGCACAGCUUGCAGCAUUGUACCCAGAAUACUCCAGCUGUGCCACACGGGGACCGGACUCAUGCAAAGAACAAAACAAUAAAGGGGGCAUCUUCAGCCCCUGUAAGUCGCUUGGGAAAAAGCCGCCGACCAACUUUAUUAAUUAAGCAUAAGGACUACAAAUUCAGAGCCUUAAGACAUCCUAAUCCCAGAGACAAUCUCCAGUUUUCCGUAGGGUGCUAUGGCUCUCUCUCUUGACGGGGGUGACAUCACUGCGAGAGCAGCCCACAGACACAGAGCCGUUCGACAGCUCUCCCACGUCCUCCUCCAGUCACAGACUGCGGCCGUCUCCACAGUGUGGACGUGCGGUCCUCGGUCCUGAUUCCUGACCAUCACGGGUGCUUUGUGAUCCGCCGCUGGGCUCUGAGCUGGAGAGCGUGAGACAAACACACCCCUCCCACACGCAGGCACACACACACACACACACACACACACCCUGUCUCCCGGAAUCCCUCGUCUCCUGGCGCUAGCCUGCGUGCCGCCUCGCUGAGCUCUUGCAAUAAAAUCUUUGCGUUUGUACAAACA